Molecule: messenger RNA, 1205 nt
Organism: Vitis riparia (riverbank grape)
Lineage: Eukaryota; Viridiplantae; Streptophyta; Magnoliopsida; Vitales; Vitaceae
Exons: 3
Coding region: 168-980 (270 amino acids)
Biological process (GO): N-terminal protein amino acid acetylation
Cellular component (GO): chloroplast
Molecular function (GO): N-acetyltransferase activity
Source: RefSeq, a predicted model, not a curated record
UCCAGUGAUGACUGAUGAGCAAACAAACACGUGUGUAGUGGUUGUACAUAAAGCUGCUUCUCACAUUCUCAGUCACACUUGAGAGAGAAUCUCCUUUAGCUGUAGCGCCGUCGAUUUUGGAAUCUCAGUUUCUUUUCCGAGAAAGAGUGCGAAAAUUUUUCUAAGAAAUGCGGACUCUACCGCUAGGAGUCUCACUGGUAUCCCCUACCACCACCACAAGCACAGCCACCCCCAUUAAUUCUCCUCUCACCACCAUCAAGAAACCGUCUAGGGUUUCUAAUUUCCCCAAAUCAGGGAUUUGCAGAGCCAGUCAGGUGGUUGAGCUAUUUCCAACAGUGUUGCCCGAGAUUGUCGUUCGGGAGGCCAGGUUAGAGGACUGUUGGGAAGUGGCUGAGACUCAUUGCAGCUCCUUUUUCCCUGAAUAUUCCUUCCCUUUAGACUUUGUCUUGAGGAUUGACAGGCUGUUGGCAAUGUUUGCGGGUUUCUCUCUACCAAAUGGUUGCAGGAGAACUUGUUUGGUGGCUGUCAUCGGUGGCUCUGCUGAUGAUACCUUCUUCCUCGGGAGUGAAGAUUUCAAAAUUGGAGGUUUUGAUGGGAAAUUCAGUUUUAACAAGGGGUAUGUAGCUGGGAUAUUAACAGUGGAUACUGUUGCUGAUUUUCUACCAAGGAAAGGCCCGCUUCGCCAAAGAAGGAGUGGAAUUGCUUACAUAUCAAAUGUUGCAGUUCGGGAGACAUUCAGGCGCAAGGGGAUAGCCAAAAGGCUUAUAGUAAAGGCAGAGGCUCAAGCUAGAAGCUGGGGCUGCAGAGCAGUUGCACUGCAUUGUGAUCUGAACAACCCUGGGGCUACGAAAUUGUACAAAGGCCAAGGUUUCAAAUGCAUCAAGGUGCCAGAAGGAGCAAAUUGGCCCCAACCCAAAACCUCUCCAGAUAUCCAGUUCGGCUUUAUGAUGAAGCUCCUAAACACCUCUAGUGCUGCUUAGAUUCUAUAGAAAUAUACAAAACAUUGAACAGGCAGAAAAAGAAAAAAAUUUGAAAGUGCAUGCCAAAUUGGGACAUCGAGAUUAACUUGUAUAUAUCUAAACUGUAUUCAUGAUGCUUACAGUGCUUAUACUGUAUCAAUAACUUCUCAAUUUGUGUGAUAACUUCUCAAUUUGUGUGAUAAUUGGCUAAUUUUCUUUCCAAGCUAACGAAGGUUUUGUUGUAUU